Fonsecaea nubica is the source of this 1047-nucleotide messenger RNA. RefSeq lists its product as hypothetical. Gene Ontology annotation, molecular function: oxidoreductase activity, acting on the CH-OH group of donors, NAD or NADP as acceptor. NCBI's taxonomy places the organism in Eukaryota, Fungi, Ascomycota, Eurotiomycetes, Chaetothyriales, Herpotrichiellaceae. The record is from RefSeq and is a predicted model, not a curated record. The transcript has 3 exons. Bases 1 to 1047 code for a protein of 348 amino acids.
AUGGACUCCCAUACCACCCUGCUCACUGGAGGGUCGGGAUUCGUCGGGGCUACAGUCCUCGAUGAACUCCUCGCGCAGAAUCACAACGUUGUUCUCGCAGUCCGGUCCCCCUCGUCCGCCGAGUCGCUGCUGUCCAACAAUCCGUCGUGGCCGGCGUCGAAAAUCGCCGUGCACGCAGUCCCAGACUUCACCGUCCCCGGGGCCUUUGACUCGGUGUUUCAAGAACAUCCGGAAAUCGAAUACAUCGUUCACGUUGCGGCGCCCAUGGUCGAUAUGCCUGACAGCACCAGCUUCGAGGAGUCGUUCGAGAAGCCCAGUGUCCUGGGCAAUCUGGGUUUGCUCCGCAGCGCCAAGUUGUACGGGAAGAACGUCAAGGCCGUGAGUGUGACGGGGAGCUUGAAUGCAAUCACCCUCGGCGAUCAGGAGGAUAUCAAGAGUAGAGUUUUCGGAAACGAGGAGUGGUUGCCACUGGGCAGAGAGGCCGCGGUGGAAGCGAACAGUAACUAUAUCUCCUACUGCGUUGGCAAAAAGCUCGCAGAACAGGCCCUGUGGAAAUUUGUGGAACAAGAGAAACCUGCCUUCACGGUGACCAACUUCAUGCCCCCCUUGAUCUUCGGCCCCAUGCUGCAGAAAGUGACCGGGGUGGAGAAGAUCAAUUUCAGCGAUGGUCUGAUUUAUGCCAUCAUGAACAGCAAGAACAGUGAGACUGGCAAAGUGCCAGCGACCGCGUUCCCAGGUUGUAUCGAUGUCCGCGAUCUCGCCAAAAUCCAAAUUCGUGCUCUCACGAAUCCUGGGGCAGCAAAUAAGCGGUUUGUGGUGGGCCAUCCUAUGAUCUUCAAUCAGAUUGCCGAUGCGCUGCGGAAGGAGUCUGCAUUGAAUAUCUCGGAUCGAAUCGGUGAGGAUAAUGAUGAGGGUUCGUCUUUGACACUCCCGAGGCUCGAUACGAGGGAUGUAGAUGAAGUGUUCAAGUUCGAGUGGACAGCCUUGGAAGUGACUGUGCGGGACACUGCGGCUGCGUUACUCAAGAUUGAGGCGCGUGGGGCUUGA